AUGAUCAUCGAACGCAUUUCAGCGUCCAAAUGCAUAGAGCUACAGGAAGCGACCAAUGCAGAUCCACAGUUACAGCUACUCGCAGCUACUAUUCGACAUGGUUGGCCAGACAAAAGCUAUCGCGUCCCUAUAGACAUACGCACUUACUUCCCCUUUCGAGAUGAACUCACUAUAAGCGACGAUGGUCUAAUUUUAAAAGGCCUAAAGGUUUCAAUACCAAAACCUCUUCAACCGACAUAUACACAGAUACUUCAUGAAGACCAUCCCGCAGCGGAAGCGACAAAACGCCGAGCACGAGACAUAGUUUAUUGGCCUCGGAUGAAUGCUGACAUAGAACACUAUGUCAAUUCAUGUGCCAUUUGCAACAGUAUGAAGCCACACUCGCAGAAGGAACCCCUCCAGAGCUACACUGUUCCAAAAGCGCCCUUUGAAACUAUUGGCAUUGAUCUCUUUCAAUGGAAUGGUAUAAACUACUUAGCAUUAGGUGAUACAUAUUCCACCUGGUUUGAUUUCUGUUCUCUUUCAGACACAACCGCACGUACCAUAAUUUUAAAGCUCAAAGGCAAAUUUGCAACGCACGGUGUACCACAGACAAUUAUAAGCGAUAAUGCACAGCAAUUUGCUGGCCAUGAAUUUCAGGCUUUUGCAACAAACUGGAACUCCAUCCAUAUUACCAGUAGCCCUAACUACCCGCAAUCGAAUGGUCUUGCGGAAAGUGUAGUAAAACGUGCCAAACACCUUCUUGAAAAGACCAAACGCGAAGAACCUCCUGAACCUCCGUAA
Messenger RNA from Anneissia japonica, 783 nucleotides. RefSeq lists its product as uncharacterized. Gene Ontology annotation, molecular function: nucleic acid binding. The transcript has a single exon. Gene Ontology annotation, biological process: DNA integration. The coding region runs from base 1 to 783 and encodes 260 amino acids. The record is from RefSeq and is a predicted model, not a curated record. NCBI's taxonomy places the organism in Eukaryota, Metazoa, Echinodermata, Crinoidea, Comatulida, Comatulidae.